CCCCGCUCGGUUCAGUCCUGCGGUGUCCCGUUGGAGGACAGUCUCCGUGAACUCGGGAGGGGAAGCGCUGCUGUUAAAACUCCCAGGAUUUACACUCUGCCAUUUUGAGCGAAACCCUGCCGACGGCGGAGUUCAGACGUGUCCAUCAAACCGAAGCGAUGCCCUGAAUGAACCGCGUCAGGGGAACUUAGGAGUCCAGCAAACGAGGAACUGUUGCUUUAAUCGGUCGUCAGCCAUGUGUUCAACAAAUCAUUCAAACUGGGUCACGUUUGAAGAUGACAACACGCCGCUCUCAUCACCUCAGAAGCCCCUACAGUCGCCAGACCUUAUCAAAGUAUCAGUGCCACGUCCCAAUGGUCUGAAAUUAAAGCCUCCUCCAAUCAGAGAUACUUCCUGGAGCUUCAGUAGUUCCCUGGAAUCCCCUCAAAGCCAAUCAAGUCUUAGCGGAAGUUCUUGUGUACCGUGUAACACGCUCUUUUGCUCUCCCGUGAGUGCGGUUCCUAGCAGUGCAUCCCCGUCUAACUCGUGGGAAAAGACAGAGUUCUUCCGGAGCCUCUCCCGCACGUCGACAACCUCGGUUCCCUCUCCCGCACCAGAUGCCCUGAGUCCAACCUCGGAUGGACCGAGCCCUUUCCCUUCUUUCCAGGGGAACUCAGGACACUAUAACCCCUUCUGGGAUGGAUCCAGAUACAGUGCUGAUGUGGACAGCUCCUCGUCGGACUCAGAAUCUGACAACGCCCUACCACGUUUCUUUAUUCGGACCAAAGACGGCAGUGAACCUGCACGGGACCAACUCCAGAACUCCUUCUCCUACGCUUGCCGCAACCUGGAAAACCUACAAGUUAAAACGGAGACCGAAAAUGACAGGGAGCGGCGGCUGAGUUGCAAAUACGAGGUGUUAAGCGACAGUCCAUCUCAGUUUGCUCCUCGGGGUCUGUUCCGUAGCCAAAAGAGAGACGGCUGGUCUGUCAUGCUCAGGAUUCCUGAAAAGAAAAACCGGAUGUCCUCUCGACAGUGGGGGCCGAUCUAUCUCCGCUUGUUGCAAGGAGGCGUGCUGCAGAUGUUUUAUGAGAAGGGGCUGGAGAAGCCGUUCAAGGAGUUCCAGCUUCUCCCUCAGUGUAGGCUCUCUGAUCUUAAACUGGAAAGCUACACCGAGCCUCGCAAAGUCCUCACGGUCAAGGUGGAACAUUUCUCCUACACUGAAAAGAAGCGUUACCACCCAAAGCUUGAGGUCAGUCACGAUGCCGAAGUGGAGCAGCUGCUGAAGUUUGGCUCCACGGUGCACGACGAAAUGGAAGACCUGGUCGUCUCCAUGGAGGAGGAGAUCUUCAAAAUGAGCGUUCCCCACCAGCAGAGGCGGCACUACGAGGAGCAGGAGCUGUCAUUGCAGAUCACCGACCACAUCUGGGUACAACUGGAUAAAUCUGGAGGGGUCCUAGAGCGAACAGCCUUAACGCAGAUCCACUGUCUUGCCUUUCUGAACGGACUAGGCGACUGUUUUCUCGCCCUCAACGACCUCAGGUUGCUGCACUUUGACUCCAGCUACGGGUCCGAAGAGGACUCCGAAGCCUGGAUGGAGAUCGGAGACUGCCAUUUCCACAGAUGCGUGAAUGAGACUGAGUUUCAGAGAUCCCGACUGGUUAAGUUCUCCCCCCCUGACGCGUGCCGGGUGGAGGUGAUGCGGUACAAAACGACCGUCUUGGGCUGCACGGAAAUUCCCCUCUCGAUCAAAGCCGUGGUCACGGUUCAAGGCGCCUACGUGGAGCUCCAGGCCUUUCUCAACAUGUCCGCCCCCUUCCUCUCCUCCAUGAGGACGUCCGAACCUCAUUACCCGCUGUGCGAGAAUGUAGUGAUCCGAGUGCCAGUGCCGGGCGACUGGGUCAAAGUGACGCAGACGGUGGCUUUGCUGCGGCAGAGGUCGCUGAAGGCCAGAAUGAACAGAAACGCCUGCUUGGGCGCGGUCACCACUUCGGAUUCGCAGCCCGUCAUGCAGGUGUCAAUCGGCACAAUCAAGUACGAGAAUGUAUAUUCAGCCAUCGUGUGGAGGAUUGACAGACUACCCGCGAAAAAUACAGCGGUGGAUCAUCCCCAUUCAUUUUCCUGCAAGCUAGAGCUAGGAUCUGAUCAGGAGAUCCCGAAUGACUGGUACCCCUUUGUCACCAUGGAAUGUGAAAUAAUGGGCGCGGUUGUGUCGGAGACCAGGGUUAAAUCCCUGGGCACUGUGAACGACAUUCAGCCACAGAAACAUGUGACCAGUUGGACACGCUAUCAUUGCCAGGCCAAACUCUACCUGUCCAUCAUCGAUGAUGUGAUUGACAGCAUGAGGGAGCUCUUCUUGGACGAAGGGCUUGAAGACCGCGUCCUCGACGACUUAAGACAUCUCUGGGAGUCAAAGAUGAUGCAGUCAAAAGCAAUGGAAGACUUUAGGAAAAACAAUAUCAACUCGUCCAACUUCGUGCUCCAGCUUCCCGCCAGCUACAGUCAGACUGAUCAGGAACUCACAGCCUCUGUGAUCCCUGCGAGUCAGAAUAUCCACAGCUUCCCAGUCAAGAAUAAUUCAGAGGCGCUUGCUACUUUUUCCCUCCCUGCUGGGUUAACGUACCCGGUGCAGAUACCAGCAGGAGUCACUCUGCAAACAGCCUCUGGUCAACUCUACAAGGUCAAUGUUCCUGUUGUGGUCACUCAGGCCCCGGCGGGUCAGCAGCCCAUAUCACAGCCUGCUAAGAAAGUCAUUGAAUGGAAGGAAGCUUCUGCAUCUCAGCCGGCUCCGGUCCCACCAGAUCCCGUUCCUCCUCACGACGAAGAGCCGUCCUCUGUCCCAGCUUCUCCUGUCACGCAUCCAGAGGCCACUUCGCCCCUCAGUGAAGAGAGCAGCCUUCCCCAGGGCUCCUCGGAGCCAGAGGUCACAGUGGUGGAAAAUGAGCCACAGGUCGAAGUGGUGAACGUCAGUGUGGCCGCCUCACCCUGCGCCGAGCUGUUAGACUUUGAGAUCAGCACAGAGGAGGCUCUGACGACGCAGGCCAGAGACGUCGACGACAUCCUGAAAGAAGUGAUCGAGGAGGAGCGAGAGAAAGCAGGAAGGCUGGAGCUGGAUUACAGCUACAGUGAACUGUCGGACAUCGUUCAGCUGGACGGUCCCGCAGGCAACUCUGACCUGGAGGAGGAAGACGGGGUUCCUUUGGAAGAGAACGACUUUUUGGGUAUAAUCAAUGCAGAGGCCAUAAAGGCCCUGCAGGAAGGAAGCAGUGAGGGCAGCAGCAUCUCCUCAAGCAGCGACGGCGAGGGGGCAGAUGAGCUUGCUAAUGUAGAGGAAGAGGACCCUCUGAAUUCAGGCGAUGAUGUGAUUGAGCAGGACAUCCCGGAUCUCUUUGACACCGAUAAUGUCAUUGUUUGCCAAUAUGACAAAAUUCACCGGAGUAAGAACCGCUGGAAGUUUCAUCUGAAGGAUGGAGUGAUGUGUUACGGAGGCAGAGACUACGUGUUUUCUAAAGCCGUUGGGGAAGCAGAGUGGUAAUGAGCUUUAGUCCUCCUCAACAGAUCAGAUAAUUACAGAGAAAAAAGACAGUUUAAAAGGAGGAAGACGACCACUAAAUCUUGGUGCUGAUGUAAUUUGGCUCACAGCAAAGGCAGUUAAGAGACCACUGUGCGAAAUUACUGAUGUUUUUUUUUUUAUUAUGCCAUUAUCAGAGCAGUACUGCGAGUCAUUUACGAUGUUAUAGACAAUUAGUUACAAUGCUGCUUGUGACGCCACUUUCACUGAGACAGAACGGCAUGGAUUUAUGUUGCAUUAUGUUUUCCCAAACAUUGUUUUCUUUAUUAGUGGAGCAAAAAAUUAUUUGAUAUGUUUUCUCUUGUCAUUAAUUCUUUGAAGAUGCUAAUGCGUUGCUUGAUUUUCAAACACUUCAAAUACAUGACACCGUUGUGCUGCA
Mugil cephalus (flathead mullet) is the source of this 3929-nucleotide messenger RNA. RefSeq names its product stonin-1. Gene Ontology annotation, molecular function: clathrin-cargo adaptor activity. The coding region runs from base 236 to 3514 and encodes 1092 amino acids. Gene Ontology annotation, biological process: transcription initiation at RNA polymerase II promoter; synaptic vesicle endocytosis; clathrin-dependent endocytosis. The transcript is spliced from 11 exons. The record is from RefSeq and is a predicted model, not a curated record. Lineage: Eukaryota; Metazoa; Chordata; Actinopteri; Mugiliformes; Mugilidae. Gene Ontology annotation, cellular component: transcription factor TFIIA complex; AP-2 adaptor complex; synaptic vesicle.